AUGGCCAAUGGCAUGUACAAAUACAGUAAUGCUGCUUGCACUUUGCAGCGAGGAUUUGUAGCAGGCACUCUGAAACCAAUCCACCACACCACCACCACCACCAUUAACGGCGAGAGUGCGCGUCGAGGCGAAUCCAAUCCACUCCACUCCGCCGCGCUCUCCUAUCCUCUCCUCCGGCGAAGAGCCGAAGACGUGAUGCCACCGAGCGCCGACUCCGCCCCCGCCGCAAUGGCGCAGUCGCCGCGCCUCCACGCGCUGCUCAGCUUCGACCGCGGCGCCGACGCCGACGCGCUCGCCGCCGCGGGCGAUGAGGAUGCCAGGGUCGCGACGGUUGAGCCCGAGGACGACGGCUUCGACUUCGCGUUCGCGCCGCCGGUGUCCGCGGCCGACCUGGCGCCGGCCGACGACAUCUUCUCCCACGGCCGCAUCGUGCCGGCGUACCCGGUGUUCGACCGCCGCCUCCUCGACCUGUCGCCCGACCGAGAGGCGGGGGUACGGAACGCGGCGUCCACGGCGCCGCCCACCGCCGACACCUACUGCGCGUGGACGCCGCGCUCCGCGCCGGGCUCGCCCGGCCGGGGCAACAGGUUCCCCAAGAGCGCCUCCACCGGCGGAGAGUUGUCGUCGUCGUCGUCGUCGCGGCGCUGGCGGCUGCGCGACCUCGUCGGCGGCCGCUCCCGCAGCGACGGCAAGGACAAGUUCGCCUUCCUGCACCACCACGCCACCGCCGCCGCCGCCGCCGCGCCGCCCUCCUCCAAGCUCUCCUCCCGUCCCGCCAAGACAACGACGACGGCAACGCAGAAGAAGCAGAUCACCGUGAAGAAGACCAAGGGCGCCGUGGUGACGGAGAUGGACAUGGCCACCGCGCACAAGCUCUUCUACAGCAAGGCCGGCGCCGCCGCCGGCGAGAGGAGGCCGCAGCAAGCCUCGUACCUGACGCACCGGCCGGCGUUCAGCGGCAUCUUCGCGCUCGGCCGGUCUCAACACCACACCGCCUAUUAACCAAUUAAUCCAUUUAAUUUAAUUACCGCGGUUAACUCGGAUCCAUACUAAUCUAAUCACCUUGUCAAUAACCAAAUUGUUUGGUUAAAUUAAAUAUUUGUUAAAUUCCAUUCAAAAGUUUCGGCGAAAUCCGGUCAAAUGUCUCCUCCUUGUAAUUCUUUAUGUACAUAAAGAAAACGAAAAGAAAGAGAUUGAACAGACGAUUUUUUGUCUCUGAAUCUGUCAAA
This is a messenger RNA of Oryza brachyantha (malo sina), 1229 nucleotides long. RefSeq lists its product as uncharacterized. The coding region runs from base 1 to 1002 and encodes 333 amino acids. The transcript has 2 exons. NCBI's taxonomy places the organism in Eukaryota, Viridiplantae, Streptophyta, Magnoliopsida, Poales, Poaceae. The record is from RefSeq and is a predicted model, not a curated record.